GCACGCUCCAACUGUCGGGGGAGGAUUGUAGUGCUCGCUGAGCAUCAGAGAAGUCAGGGCAGUCUGCGUGGACAUAAGUGUCCCUGUAACCCUCGGGUUUGGAUAACAAACAGGUGUUUGGAUUGGCCUGUUUGCAAAAACCGAGAGUUCAAAAGCAAAAGGGAAGAACACAAUCAGCCUACCUGAAGCUGAAAGAACUCAAGAAAAAGUUCAUCCCUCGAGCUGCGACACUGAAUGCUUCUAAAUUCGGGCGAUAGAUUGAGGGAUGCAGGAAGCAUCCAAAGACGGAAAGAAUGCGCAGUCGCUGCAUCAAAGGGACGUCGUCAGGUUUCCGUGAUGGUUGUGGGGACCGUGGUUGGACGACCUUCAGCAAGAAGGUCCUGGAUGCAUGGCACCAAGAGGGGCUUUCCCGAGUGAGGACUGCAGACGUCACCUCCCAGGUAGCACCUCCAUCUGGAACUGAAAUCAGAUCCAGUCGUUGCACCGACUCUGGAGACCUUAGGUAACCUGGUCUUUAUGCUCAGCGAUAGAAGGACUGGAAGAAUUCUGCCUUCAAAGAACAGGGAAGAUAUGGACACUGUGAUGAAACUCGCCAAAGGUUUGUCUUCCAGUGACACUGACUGGCCCCCAGGGCAAAAACAGAAGUCCCACAUUCUGGAGCCAGUUACAUUCCAGGAUGUUGCUGUGGUCUUCUCGGAGGCAGAAUGGAAGACACUGAGCUCUGAGCAGAAGAACCUAUUUAGAGAAGUGAUGCUGGAGAGUUACAGGAAUCUGCUCUCUGUGGGUGAGGAUGUCCUUCCUCUCUCUUCUCUUUAUUAACUCAUUUAGGUAUUUACUUGCCUUCAGCUGUAUGCCAAUGCCCAGGCUGGGCUAAGCAGGGGGUAUGGAUGGGCUGGUCUAAGCAUGGG
Molecule: messenger RNA, 908 nt
Organism: Echinops telfairi (small Madagascar hedgehog)
Lineage: Eukaryota; Metazoa; Chordata; Mammalia; Afrosoricida; Tenrecidae
Product: zinc finger protein 343-like
Exons: 4
Coding region: 517-819 (100 amino acids)
Biological process (GO): regulation of DNA-templated transcription
Source: RefSeq, a predicted model, not a curated record